Molecule: messenger RNA, 1779 nt
Organism: Ostrinia nubilalis (European corn borer)
Lineage: Eukaryota; Metazoa; Arthropoda; Insecta; Lepidoptera; Crambidae
Product: high affinity cAMP-specific and IBMX-insensitive 3',5'-cyclic phosphodiesterase 8-like
Exons: 11
Coding region: 1-1767 (588 amino acids)
Biological process (GO): signal transduction; positive regulation of ERK1 and ERK2 cascade
Molecular function (GO): 3',5'-cyclic-nucleotide phosphodiesterase activity
Source: RefSeq, a predicted model, not a curated record
AUGGAGAGUCUCACCAACAAAUCCUGGUGCCGGGUUCUGGGAUGGCGCGUGGAAGACGGCCCCAGACCGUUAUCAGAGGCGGCCGGGGGCGAAGCCCUACGGCUGGCCACGAGCGGCGCCCGCGACUGGGAGGCACCCGUGACUCUCCGCCGCAGGGCUGCUCCUGACCCGAUCCUGCUGCCUUGCAGGGGUGCCACAGUAGCCAUGACCAGGACCAUCUCUCACGUAGUGCUGGUCUGCGAGCCGACCAACGUGACAGAAGGGGAACGAGCCCGCGGCUCCCUUCACUCCAUCCGCCGCGGUUCCUUAGACGUCCGCUCGGUCGCCUCCGACGGCCUCCGAAGAACAUCACUAGCGAAACUUCAAGGACUGCCACUUGAAGCUCCUAUUACUAAGGUGAUAGCCCUCCUCUCAGCAGCCCAAGAGGGUGCUCCGCCCUCCACAGUGGCUUGCAUCGAGCGUGCUGUGGACAUGCUGCGGACAUCUGAGCUGUACUCCCCACAGAUGAGGGAUGACUCCAAACUGAGGGUAGAAGACCCAAUCGCUACAGACCUGAUUGGUGCACUGCUCUCGCAAGGGCCUACAAACGUGCUGUCGUCACGACGCAGCAGUAAUGACUCCACUGUUGUCAGAUCACAGACCAACAGGACUAACAUCAAACACAAAGCGUCAGGCCAACUGCGCGAGCUGCUAGACACAGCUCUAAGCUGGGACUUCGAGAUCUUCCGCCUCGAAGAACUAACCAGAGGCAGGCCGUUAGCUCACCUGGGCCUGGCAUUGAUGGGUGGCCGUUUUGACAUCUGCGCGACCCUGGAGUGUGAUGAGAGAACGCUACUGCAUUGGCUGACAGUGGUGGAGACAAACUAUCAUGCGGUCAAUACGUACCACAACUCGACACAUGCCGCCGAUGUUCUCCAGGCAGUAGCAUACUUCCUGGAGAAGGACCGUUUGAAGAGCGUCUUCGAGCCGCUGGAAGCAGCAGCUGCGUUGAUCUCAGCAGCGGCCCACGACAUCGACCACCCUGGCACGUCGUCCGCCUUCCUCUGCAACUCACGCCAUCCCUUGGCUGUGUUGUACAAUGACGUCAGCGUGCUUGAGUCGCACCACGCGGCGCUCACCUUCAAGCUCACCCUCAACGACGACCGCGUGAACAUAUUCAAGAAUCUCGACCGCGACACGUACAAGACGAUGCGGCACAACGUCAUCGACAUGAUCCUGGCAACAGAAAUGACCAAGCACUACGAGCACCUCGCCAAGUUCGUCAACGUGUUUUACGCCAAGUCCAGCGGCAGCAAGGAGGAUAUGCACACGGACGAACCCCUGUCAUUAGAUACCACGGCUCUUUCAUUACCUGAGAACGUGAUUCUGGUGAAGAGGAUGAUGAUCAAGUGUGCCGACGUGUCCAACGCUUCCAGGCCACAGAAGUUCGCAUUUGAGUGGGCAAGGAGGAUCGCUGAAGAAUACUUCCUGCAGACGGACGAAGAGAAGGCCAAGGACCUGCCCGUGGUGAUGCCGAUGUUCGACCGCGCCACCUGCUCCAUUCCGCGCUCGCAGAUCGGAUUCAUCGACUACAUCAUCAUUGAUAUGAUGGAGGCCUGGGCUGCGUUCAUCGACAUGCCGGAGCUGGUGAACCACGCGCGCGGCAACCACCAGCGCUGGCGCGAGUUGGAUGAAGCCGGCGUCACCACCAUCGCCGACGUACUGCGGGCCCAGAGGCAGCAUGCACUGCCCGCACCCACCACCGCACAACCUACGGCCGAGGAGUAAGGAGUUAUCAGA